Mercenaria mercenaria is the source of this 3981-nucleotide messenger RNA. RefSeq lists its product as uncharacterized. Gene Ontology annotation, molecular function: iron ion binding; tryptophan 5-monooxygenase activity. Gene Ontology annotation, biological process: aromatic amino acid metabolic process. The transcript is spliced from 19 exons. Bases 21 to 2648 code for a protein of 875 amino acids. The record is from RefSeq and is a predicted model, not a curated record. Gene Ontology annotation, cellular component: neuron projection. NCBI's taxonomy places the organism in Eukaryota, Metazoa, Mollusca, Bivalvia, Venerida, Veneridae.
CAGCCGAAACUGAGGCAGUCAUGAAAAUUGAAAGAAGUUAUGUUGCAGGUGGCAUAAGACGCUGUUUCUUCAUGUCCAUAUUCAAAGCUUUCGUCAUACUGUCAUUAAUGUGUAUCUUGUUCACUUUAAGUCUCAUUUCCGUAAUGUUACGUAAUGAUGACGUCAUAACGGUAGGCACACCAAGGGACAGAUUCCGCAUACCAAACGAUCAGGAACUGGAGAGAUUAUCAGAUAAUCAACUUCUGCGUGUAUUUACAAAGUACGUGAACUCGUUCCAGAUAAUGUGUAGAAAUCACAAACGCACCGGUCAGUUAGUGGAUGGCGGAAAGGAGGUGUGCGUGGAUGAAGUUAUCCGCCCGAAAUCUCCAUGUCUCGUGUAUUCAUUCGGAAGAUGGAAAGAUGAGAAGAAGUUCUGUUUAGUGAGGAGAAAUGGAAACCUAGAAAAGGUCGAGAUACAGAAAAAUUCGAACAACCAGUUUGACUUCGAGGAUGGAGUAAUAAAACAAUUCGGUUGCGAAGUACUGACCUUUGAUCCGACAAUGGGCAUGUUAGAUAGAAAAGAUUUGAAAAUCCCAAAAGGAUGCCGUUUCUACGAGAAGGGACUUGAUGGGGAGGAUAAGCCAGAGAAACGCCUGUACAAGCUUGGCACUAUCUUAAAACAGUUUGGACACUCAGAGAAAGCGCUUGAUUUACUUAAAAUUGACAUUGAAGGAUCAGAAUGGUCUGCCCUUGAUGAAAUGAUGACGUCAGGGACCCUGAAAAAUGUCCGUCAACUUUUCGUAGAAUUUCAUUUUCAUGGUUUGACAAAAGAUGAAAAGAUAAGAAAUUUAACAGUUUUCAGAAGGCUCUAUGACUAUGGUUUCAGAGCGUUUAGCCGAGAAAGAAACACGGUAAUUGCCAAAGAUAAAAUUGAGAGUUAUUCUCAUAUUUUGAGGAAUAGUUUUGUGCCGGGUUCAGAGAAUAUCUUCAACACGGGGAACUGCGUGGAACCGUAUAAAUUGGCGCUAAAGCACGCCGCCUUUCAGAACUAUAUCAUGGAAAGAGAAAAAGAGAAACAGAGUCAAAACGGUACAGGGCCUCCAAAAGCAUUCGAGCGAGGGGCUUCAAUAACGGUAGAGCCUCCUCAUCAUCCUGGAGUCGCUAACAUCAGAGGGAUAGUCAGUUUGGAGCCACAAUCAAGCCGAGGAGCGGCCUACAUGAGGAACACGGCUAGAAUAAUGAAAGUGCAUGAGAAAGAGGAGAAAAGGGAUUAUGGGAAAGAAGAGAAAUUCAAACUCAAGAGAAGGUGUAGCAGUAUCAUAAUUGAGGAUGACCAAGAUAUCCAAAAUCUAGAACAAUUACCACACGGCACGAUAAAACCAAGUAAACAGUGCCGGCAUAACCCUUAUGACUUCCCAAUACCGCAAUCACCGGCACUUACACCAGGUAAGACAUUUACGGGUAAAACCCUUAAUGACUUCCCAAUACUUACACCAGGAAAGACAUUUACCUGUUUUGCAUAUAGGCCUAAUGACUUCCCACUUUCGCAGUCACCGGCACUUACACAAAACACCUUUGCGACGACACCAUGGUUUCCAAGAACAGUCAGUGACCUGGAUCGUACAGCAAAUCGUGUGCUCAUGUACGGUACGGAGCUCGAUGCUGACCAUCCUGGUUUUACAGACAAGGUAUACAGACAAAGAAGACUUCAUUUUGCUAACAUUGCCAUGAACUACAGACAUGGAGAUCCAAUACCUAGGGUAGAUUACACAGAGGAAGAGAGAAAAACAUGGGGAACUGUAUUUCGGGAGCUAACGAAAUUAUAUCCGACACAUGCAUGCAGAGAAUACCUAAGAAGCUGGCCAUUGUUAAAGGAAUUUUGCGGAUACCGAGAAGACAACAUUCCCCAGCUACAGGACGUUUCAGAAUUUUUGAAAGCUCAGACAGGAUUCACACUAAGACCAGUUGCUGGGUAUCUUUCGUCACGUGACUUCCUGGCUGGAUUAGCUUUCCGUGUGUUCCACUGUACACAGUACAUACGUCACCAGUCUGACCCCUUGUACACACCGGAGCCGGAUUGUUGCCACGAGUUGAUGGGACACGUGCCUCUGUUCGCUGACCCAAGUUUCGCCCAGUUUUCUCAGGAGAUCGGACUCGCGUCUCUCGGAGCGUCGGACGAUGAAGUGGCAAAGCUGGCAACGUGUUAUUUUUUCUCGGUUGAGUUUGGACUGUGCAAACAGGACGGUGAAUUGAGAGUUUAUGGAGCUGGCCUCCUGUCCUCUAUCAGCGAGCUCAAGCAUGCACUGACAGAUGAGGCUGUCAAGAAGGCGUUUGAUCCACUGACCACAUGUCAACAGGAGUGUUUGGUGACCACUUUCCAAGAUGUGUACUUCUACGCGGAAAGUUUUGAGGAAGCUAAAGAGCAGAUGAGAAACUUUGCGAGUACCAUAAAACGACCAUUUGCAAUCCGAUUCAACCCCUACACACAGAGUGUCGAUGUCCUUGACAACACGCGCUGUAUUGGUUACCUAGUAAGCGAGGUCAAAGGUGAAUUAUGUAUAGUUAGUGACGCACUUAGACGGGUUCAACUACUUGAAAAGGAGAAAUCUAAAAGAAAGACUUUGGAGAAGCCAAAAGAAAAUUCUAUUGACGAAGAAGCACGUCAUUAAAGAUAUGUAAUAAGUAGGCCUGCCGCCAACGAUCGCGUAUCAGCUUGGCAUAAUGUGACUUUGUUCCGUGUCGGUGUUGAGGCACUUUGUUCUCAUACAUACAAAAAUCAUUCCAGCUGAACAUAAUAUCAUUUAAUUUAUUACACUACACAAUAUUUAAGCAAUUUAUAGUCUAUUCUAACAGACUCUGUUCUAUCUAUAUUAUUACACAACAAUGUUAUCAUUAACUUAGUGUGGUCGAUAUGAGUAUUUAUUAUCAAAUCUAUAUUUAUAGCAAUUUCCAUUGGUUUUAACACAGUAAUGUGGUUAAAAAUCGUAAUAACACUCGGGAGAAGCCAAAAGACAUAUCUACCCCAAUUAGUGACGUCAUAAAAAUGUGAUGACGUGUACACAAUUUAAGACCAAAGCACUGGAGGACAUACAAACUGCUCUAAACUAUAUUAUAUAAUAUUUAAACUUUGACUCAUUGUUGCUAUAUUUUCUGACCCUUUGGGCUCAUACAGUACACUCAUUUUUGCUCUCUAGCCGGUGCUAGGGGUUGCGACGGAUGUUGCAUAGUCAGACCGAGACUGCUAGUAUAAUUCUUGGUUGUGGUUUAUGCUUCCCAGAUUUUAUUGAUUUGUCUGUUCUUAAUUUAUCCCCAUUUAUUACAUGUACUAAUAAAACAAUUGCCGAUCGGUCAGUAUGCGGAUUUAUCCAUAUCUUUACAGGUCGAUAAAUCCUUAUGUCGACCUCACUAAAGGGCAAUAACUGUAUAUUGACCGACCUGGGUAAAGUGAUAUUGACCGAAUAAAUCAUAAAACUCUAUCCAUAGAAUCAACCUAAAAUCAAAUUAAAUUUGUUACAUCUAUUCAUUGUUAUAACUUGUGUUCGGCGUCACUUAGUUAUAACGUCACGUUGUUGCCCGAUUACAAGUAAGUCAUACGACAGUUCAGCAUUAAUCCCGUGGCAGUGUUUAGACCAAUGGAAAGAACUAUAAAUAUAGGUUCAAAAAAAAAGCAAAACAAAUAUACCUUAUAUGCACCGAAUAAAACAGCUAUACCACCGUUUGCUAUUUUGCUAGUAAAUGCAUUUAUUGAAAAAUAUAGGGGGCCUACAUUUAGAUUAUCUAGAUCAAGUUGUAAUAGAACCUAUAAAGAUGUGUAAAUGUUAUCUUUUUUACCUGAAACUGGUUAAAAUUUUACAGAUACAAGAUUUUCUUUUUUCGUUAGGAUACAACAACGACGUUAUUUUCUUUUUGUUGCCAUUUCUUCCCCGUUAGUUUGUAAAUACUAGUGAUGGGCAAAUCGGUUAGAUUUGCCAACCGAUUAAUCGGCAUAAUCGGACAAGCCGA